Molecule: messenger RNA, 2193 nt
Organism: Cadophora gregata
Lineage: Eukaryota; Fungi; Ascomycota; Leotiomycetes; Helotiales; Ploettnerulaceae
Exons: 2
Coding region: 1-2193 (730 amino acids)
Biological process (GO): regulation of transcription by RNA polymerase II
Molecular function (GO): DNA-binding transcription factor activity, RNA polymerase II-specific; RNA polymerase II cis-regulatory region sequence-specific DNA binding
Source: RefSeq, a predicted model, not a curated record
AUGGCUUCGACAACAUUCUCCCCAGUAAAUACAAACCUCGCCUCCGAUCCCCACGGUCGCAACGGAGAAGAAGCAAAUCCUUUAACCCCACGUCCGAGCACCGCACCGAGCUCACAACUCCACCCUCAAAUGCCUCGAGACGACGCAAGAACUCCAACCAGGGCAACCUUCGGUCUGGAUAACCAACGACCCCUUCCUCCUGCCUCUUCUCCCUUCGUACCUCCUACGCCAUCAUCUUCGAAUGAGGAGCAAUCACAACAAACGGGCUUGACCCGUGGUGACUCGCAGCAUUCGACCAAAUCUGGAGACUCCGCAGAUGUAGAUAUGGAUUCAGAGGAUAAUGGCGAGGAAGGAUCUGAAGACGACGCAAGCGUGAAUGCAGAUGGAACCAGGUCUACGAAAAAGAAGGGGAAAUCCCAAAGAUUCUAUUGCUUGGACUACCCACCAUGUAAUCUAAGCUUCACACGAAGUGAGCAUCUUGCUCGACAUAUAAGAAAACACACCGGUGAACGCCCAUUUCAAUGUCACUGCUCUCGCCGAUUUUCUCGACUCGACAAUCUCCGACAACAUGCCCAAACCGUCCACCAGAACGAAGAUAUCCCACCAGAAUCACUGGCUGCCACUGGAACUCGAUUCCAGAGACAAGUUCGCACGGAUAGGGUCAGACCAGCGGGUAGGUCAAGGGCAUCAACAGCAUCAAGUCAGGGCAGUCAAGGUCGUGGCCACCAACGGAACUCUCUGUCUCUUUCCAGUAUGACCAGCAUUGGCUCGGCUGGGUCGAUUUAUCCAAACCGAGAUGAUGUGAGGAGACGCCCGCCACCACUUGUUAUGGCAGAUGGCCGAAAUAGGUUCUCGCAGGAAAUAUACCGACCAGACAGCCCGUCGAGUGGGUACUAUCGACAAGAUUCCUAUCGCCCACAGUCUCCCGGCUUCAGCACUCCCACUUCUGCGACUUUCUCAACCGGUCAGAACAGCCCUCAUUGGGCAUCCGGAAUGCAAUCACCAGGCUCCACACAUUCUCGUACCGCGAGCUUAUACUCUGGUCAUCGAACUCCUGGUAGAAGACUCUCUGUACCAUCCGCAGGUAACCCAUUUCAGUCACCUCAUGGUAACAACUUCGGCCCAUCUACUCUUGGUCUGAACUCGUCCAACGCUGGAGCAUUCUCACCAUCAACAAGUAUGAUUUCAAGUCCUACUACCUCGACGAGUGGCUGGUCUCGACGGGAAUCUAUCAAUUCUGUAGAUUAUGAGAACAGGCGCAGAACAUGGCAUCCAGAAACGCGGCCAGGUAUGGAACACUUCACGAGCCGUCUACAAAACGUCACUACUCCUAGUCACUAUGCUACUGGACCUGGUCCUCUACCUCAACCUCCCAUUGUUCCUAGCCAGCCUAUGCGUCUUCCAGGAAUUGAGAGUUUCGAUCCAGUUCCAAGGCCGACUACUCCUGUCCAGCGACAACCAAGUCCGAUGAUGAUUGAUACGCCCAGUCGUCCCCCAAUGAACUACGAUCGAGAGCGACCAAUCAGUCAGCAUUGGGAGCAGGGUAUCAAUCGAAACAUGAAUCGUCUUGAUAUCACUCAGGGUACGCCUCCAACGGAUGCAGCAAGCCAGUGGGCAAACGACGCCAAUAGAGCAGUUCAAUCGGCUCGUGAACAGGUUCGACAACAACCAGCAGUUCGAUUUGAAGAAUCGUCGUAUUCAGCCAGGCCGCAGACCAGCAGUGGAUAUCCUCAACACCAACAUCAUGUCAGUGCUCCAGUUGCUCCAGUGACUCCACGGGAAUCCAAGCGUCAAGGCUGGUAUCAUGGUCCUCCUAACACACAACAGAAUUUGCAACAACCAGUCCAGAGAACUUCUCCGGCAGAGUCGAGCGGUUCCGAAGGUGGAAUUCCCGGAACACCCAGCAGCUCAAUGGGCGAGUACAAUCCUAGCAUAGUUCACGCGAAUGGUUGGGUGGAGAAUCGAAAUGGUCUUCAACAACACGAUCCAAGAAAUGGUCCAACGAAUGGAUACACGAACUAUCCCCCUCAGAACGGUGCAGAAGCAGCGUAUACGUAUGGACCUGGCGCCCAUCAGAAUCAGGUACAACAGAACGACCAGGUUCCAAAAUCGAACAGCAACAUGAACAGAUUAGAAGCGCUUGUAGCUGUCGCUACCGCUGCAGAUGCUAAGGAGGUAACGGCGGCCUAUUAG